AUGAACCUAUGUGGCUUUGCUAAGGCCAAUGGCAACGAAAGCCGGUACGGGGAAGAGCAUGUCUACCUGGGACUGAAGAUGGAAGAGGUGAAGGCCAUCAACAGGGUGUGUAAGGAGCUGGGGCGUCCGGCGAUGCAGGCAAAGCAGGGAGAUGGUCUCAAAUCCUUGGAGCUGAGCAUCACGGGCGAGGACGGCAGGGCGCUCCCGGAGUACUCACUGCUGGAAAUCCGUGCGGAGAUGGGGCCAAACUGCCGGGCUGUGCUUGGUGACGAGAAGAACAUCGGU
Molecule: messenger RNA, 285 nt
Organism: Symbiodinium sp. CCMP2456
Lineage: Eukaryota; Dinophyceae; Suessiales; Symbiodiniaceae
Source: the annotation of a GenBank genome assembly